Molecule: messenger RNA, 2126 nt
Organism: Ictalurus furcatus (blue catfish)
Lineage: Eukaryota; Metazoa; Chordata; Actinopteri; Siluriformes; Ictaluridae
Gene: hp1bp3
Product: heterochromatin protein 1, binding protein 3
Exons: 12
Coding region: 89-1801 (570 amino acids)
Biological process (GO): nucleosome assembly; heterochromatin organization
Cellular component (GO): chromosome; nucleus; nucleosome
Molecular function (GO): nucleosome binding; DNA binding
Source: RefSeq, a predicted model, not a curated record
GGGAGGGGCGUGUAAACAGAGAGAAUCCCGAACAAAGAAGAAGCGAAUUUACUUCAACCGAUAAAUCGAGUGAGUUAAGGUUAUCAUCAUGCCGAUUCGCCGGUCAGCUGCGGCUCCUCCCAAGGAGGACACGCCCCCAGCACCUGAGUCAGAGGCUAAAACCAAGUCUGGCGAGUCCACAUCUGCAGAGGAGGAACAGAAAGCAGCCCCGGCCGCUUCAGAGGGAGAGGAGAGCGGAGACGCGGGAGAGAAGUCCACUAAAAACGCUCCAGAGGAUGGAAAAGCAGGAGAGGACAGAGAAACCGGGGAGGGGGAGAAAUCAGAGAAGAGCGGAGCAGAGGAGCAAGGGAAAAAGAAGAAAAAGAAGGACGCUGCAAAAAAAGCAGAGGAGAAGGAAGGAGGCGACGAGAAGAGUAAAAAGGUGAAAAGGAAAAUCCCUGCUUGGGCCACCAUGUCGGCCAGCAAACUCGCCUAUGCCCCAAAAAGCGUUUCUGUGUCACAGCCCAAAGUGGAAGAAAUCCUCCUCGAUGCUAUUCAGAACUGUAAGGAGCGAUCCGGCGCGUCUAUCUUCACCAUCAUGAAAUACGUGACGAAGAAAUAUUCCUCCAUGGAAAUGGACAAACGGACGAAAAGCCAGUAUAAGAAGGCGAUGAAGAAGCUGGUGGAAAAAGGAGCGGUCAAGCAGCUGAAAGGCAAAGGCUUCUCGGGAAGUUUCACCAUCGGGAAGCUCCCUACCGAGUCAAACUCUAAGAAGAAGCCUUCGACCUCAAGCUUCUCUGGAACGAAGGGCGGGACCCUGGGCGAGGCGCUGCCGCUGAUCAUGACUCGCCUCUGCGAGCCCAAGGAGGCUUCAUACAUCCUCAUCAAGAAAUAUCUGGAGCAGCAUUUCCCCCAGCUCAACGUAGAGAGCAGGCCUGACGUGCUAAAGAACUGCCUGCAGAGGUCUGUGGAAAAGGGAUACUUGGAGCAAAUCACCGGGAAAGGUGCCUCAGGGACCUUCCAGUUGAAGAAGUCUGGGAAUAAGGUCCUCCUGGCUGGUGGGCUCCUGGAAGAUGCAAUCGUCGCUGCAAUCACCGCCAUGAAUGAGCCCAAGUGCUGCAGCAUAAGCGUGCUGCGCAAGUUCCUGGUAGAGAAUCACCAAGACAAAACGGUUUAUUUCAUCGUGGCAAACCUGAAGAGAACACUGCAGAGGUGUAAGAUGAUGGGCUGGAUGGAACAGAUCACCGGUCACGGGCUCAGCGGUUCUUACCAGCUCAGCUACCCGUUUUACCCGAGUCCAGAUAUGCUUUUCCCAGAAAUGAUGGAAAAAAUCAAACAGAAGGAGAAAGAGAAGCUCAAACAGCAAAAGAGGAGGCGAGAGGAGGAGUCUGAAGAAGAGGAGGAGGAGGAGUCUGAAGAGGAAGAUGAAGAAGAGGAAGAGUCAGAGGACGAGGAGCCUGCUCCUCGUAAGAGGAGUCAGAAGAGGCCCCCACCCAGAAAGCGUCAGCCUCCACCACCCAGAAAAAAACCCAAGACUACCAGCAGAAAGCCUGCGCCCGCGAAGAGACCGGCAGCUUCACCUAAGAAAACCUCAGCCUCCGAUAACAAAGCGGCUUCCAAGAAGAUACCUCCACCCGCUAAAGCCACGCCGGUCAAGAAAGCUGCUCCAGCCCGAAAGCCCAAAACGCCCAUCGCCAAGAAGAUGACGAGCCGAGUGUCCAAGCGACCGGUGCCCAAGAAGACGCCAGCCAAGAAGCAAGAUACUCCCUCUGCAGCGGAGUCUAAAUCUGUUGCUCGAAAGUCUCUCAGGGCCAGGAAAUGAUCUCCUGACGAUCCCACAGUCAACUGUAGCUCUCGUCACUGCAGUGCUUUGCUAUUUCUUUCGUUUUAAAAUCAUUUUAGUAGCUUCACUGUUCUCAAAGCCCCCUGUUAGAAAGACGUUUGUUUGUUUGUUUGUUUGUUUUUUUCCUUCUGCAAUCUGUGUACCGUAGUGCUACAUAGGAGAAUUUCAGUUUUGUUUCUCUUUAUUUUAUUUUUAUUUUUUUAAUGACGAGUUGUUGUGUUCAGAGUAUGUUGACACUGCUGUGAGAUCUGAUGUAGGUGCCGCCAUGUUGUCUUGACUGUGCACAUAAAGAUGAUUUUUUCGA